Aspergillus fumigatus Af293 is the source of this 1497-nucleotide messenger RNA. Its product is annotated as cytochrome P450. Gene Ontology annotation, molecular function: iron ion binding; heme binding; steroid hydroxylase activity. The record is from RefSeq and is a predicted model, not a curated record. Lineage: Eukaryota; Fungi; Ascomycota; Eurotiomycetes; Eurotiales; Aspergillaceae.
AUGCUUUCUGACGCAGUUUCUGCAGCAAUCGACUGGACCGGUCAAGGCAUUUCCUGGGUUAAACAGGAGUAUCCCGCUCUGACGGUAGCAGUCACCUCUGCUUGUGUUUUGGUUCUAUGGAGAAUAUGGCGAAAUUACUUCAACAACAUCCAAGAUCCGUUCGCUCUGUCCAUUGCUAAUUCUCUCAUCUACGUCAUCACUAAACCCCAAGAUGUCGCUGAGGCGUACCGCAACACCGACACUCUCUCCUUCAACGAGUUUGUGCAAGCCAUGAUGCGCGCCUGCGGGAACACCGAGUCGUGUGUCAAGACAAUGUACAAGCCUCUGCCCAAGGACAAGCCCGGGUUCCCCAAUCCGCAUGGCAAACCGCUGGCGACGCUGGCCCGCCAGAUGCACAUCCACCAAUUAUAUCCGGGGGAUAAUCUGGACUUCCUGGAGAAGCAGUUCUUGGACUGGGUGGAACCUCGGCUGACCCUGGACGCGCUCAGACGCGAAUGUCCCUAUGCGAUCCAGAGUGGUCCGCCAGCGGUGACGAAGGACGAUGGUAUCGUCCUGCCAUUGAUGCAGUGGUGCUCUGAUUAUUUCACCAGGGCCGGCCAGCGGGCGUAUUUUGGGCCGGCACUGGACGGGAUUGAUCCCAAGCUGCCGCAGACAUUCAUUGUUUUUGACGAGCUGAGCUGGCAGGUUCUGUAUCAGUAUCCCGAGUUUCUGGCGGGGAAGAUGAAAUCUGCACGGAAUGCAAUCCAGCGCGCGUUGAAGAAGUAUAUCCAACUGCCGCAGGAGUCGAGGCAGGGGGAUGCCUGGUUCACAAAGGCAAUGGAGAACGAGAUGCGUGCCCUGGGAAUCAGCGAGGAUGACAUUGCGACUAUGCUGGUGACAAUCUACUGGGGGAUUAACACCAACACGCGCAAAGCAGCGUUCUGGUUACUCACCUACAUCCUCCACUACGGUCCUGAGCACUACGUCGACAUCAUCCGGCAAGAGACGCUCCCGGCCUUUUUGCCUGACAAGUCCAUCCCCGACCUGAACUACCUACACGACAACUGCCCCCACCUGGACGCCAUGUGGAACGAAACGAUCCGUCUCUCCGCGUACUCUGCCUCCGUGCGCUUCGUUACGUCCGACACCAUUAUCGGCGGUAAGAUCCUGCGCAAGGGAAACCGGCUGAUGAUCCCCUACCGGCAACUGCACUUUGACGAGAGUAUUUUCGGCGUAGACUACCCCGUGGAGGAGUUCCGACACGAGCGGUUCAUGCAGAAGGGCCGCAAUCUGACCCGGAGCGACAACUGGCGACCGUUCGGGGGUGGGACGACGCAGUGUCCAGGUCGAUAUGUCGCCAAGCGGUUUGUGUUGCUGUUUGUUGCGAUGCUCUUGCGGCGGUUUGAUGUGGAGCUGGUGACGACGAGGAUCCCCGCGGCUGAGGAAGGGAAGCCUGUGCUGGGGAUUAUGUCAAUUAAGGAUGGAGAGGAUGUGCUGGUGAGAGUGAGACCGAGGUAA